AUGGGGAAUACUCCUAAUCCAUUUGGAGAAUUGGAUUUGCAUUGGCGCUCCUGGAGCUCCCAGCCCUGUGCAUUGGACUGGACUGGAUCCGACCUCGAAAUCCAGUCCAGUCCAAUCCAACAAGAUCACUGCGCUGAAGGAGAAGAGACAGCCGAAGGCAAAGUCCCCGAAGGUGAAGAGGCCGCUGCCGACCUCACGGAUGAGACCAAGGACAAGGCUGCCGAAGGCGAGGAGGCCGCUGGCGAUCUCCCCGAGGAUGUUGAAGGCAAGGCCGCCGAAGGAGAAGAGACAGCCGAAGGCAAGGUUGCUGAAGGCGAAGAAGUCGCUGGCGGCGUUGGCGAGGAGGCUAAGGACAAGGCUGCCGAAGGUGAAGAGGCCGUUAAGAAUAAGGCGGCUGAGGGCGAGGAGGCUGACAAAGAGCCUCUCGACUUCACCAUCCUCAAGGGCACCACCGUCGACAAAGAGGGGAAUCUCGUCAACGAGAAGGGUGACAAGCUCGGAAAGGUCGUCGAAGGAGAGCUCAAGCAGCUCAUCGGCCUCUAUUCUGACGACCAAGAAAGCUGUCUCAGCACUACCGGCAAGCAACUUGGCAAGGCCGAGCCCAUCCCUGAGUGGGACCGCGAGCAGAAGGACUUCUCAAUCCUCAAGUAUACUACUGUUGAUAAUAACGGAAACCUCGUCAACGACAAGGGCCACCUCAUCGGACGUGUCAUUGAAGGCGAUAUCAAGCAGCUUAUUGGUCUCACUUCCGACGACCAGGGCACUAUCUGGGACCGAACCGGCAAGCAAAUCGGAAAGGCUGAGCCUCUUCCCGAAUGGGAGCGUGGUGAGCAGAAGGAUUACAGCAUCCUGAAUGGCACUACUGUCGACAAGAACGGAAACCUCGUUAAUGAGAAGGGCCACCUCUUUGGCAAGGUUAUCGAGGGUGAGAUCAAGCAGCUCAUCGGUCUCACUUCUGACGACCAGGGUACCAUCUGGGACCGAACUGGCAAGGCCGUUGGUAAGGCUGAGCCUCUCCCUGAGUGGGAGCGUGGUGAGCAGAAGGACUUCUCCAUCCUCAAGGGUGCCGUUGUCUAUAAGGAGGGCGGUCUUGUUAACGAAAAAGGCGAUACCAUCGGCAAGGUGACUGAGGGUGAGAUCCGACAGCUCAUUGGUCUCAAGUCAGACGAGAACGGCAAGAUCUGGAGAGACGGCAAGGUCGUCGGCCAGGCUGAGUCUCUCCCUGAGUGGGACCGUGUCCCAAAGAAGGACUACUCCAUCCUUAAGGGCACCAAGGUCAACAAGAUCGGCAAUCUUGUGGGCUCCAACGGCACUGUUCUCGGUAAGGUUGUCGAGGGUGACCUGAAGGAGCUUCUUGGCAAGCGAUCCGAUGAGAACGGUGACAUCUGGAAUGACUUCGGUGAGGUUAUCGGUAAGGGCGAGCCUGUCUCCGUCGCAGAGCGCGAGGAGAAGUCAUCUGCUCCCUUCGAGCACUUCUCUGGUGCCACCGUCGAGUCUGAUGGCCGUGUCAUGUACCAGGGCGAGCAGGUCGGUGUGGUCAUCGAGGGUAACCCCAAGGAGCUCAAGGGUAUCCAGGAGCCCGAGAAGCCCAUCGACAACUCUGCCCUUGCUGGUAAGCGUGUCAACAAGGCCGGUAACCUCGUCAGCGAGUCUGGCGAGAUCUACGGUCGUGUAAUUGAGGGUGAUGUCAAGAAGCUUGUCGGACGCAUGUCUGACCGAGAGGGCAACAUCCGAAGUGAGUCUGGCGACAUCAUUGGCAAGGCCGAGCUUGUUUCUGAAGGCGAGCGUGGUGGCAAGAAGGAUGGUCCUUUCGCUGGACUUACGAACUGCAUCGUCUCCAAGGAUGGUAAGGUUGUGAACCAAGCUGGCGAGACUGUUGGACGACUUGUCAUUGGAGAUGCCAAGGCUUUGGUUGGACGUGCUGUCGAUGAUGAUGGCGAGAUUGUCGACUCAAACGGCAAUGUCAUUGGCAAGGCCGAGCGCUGGGAGGAGCCCGAGAAGGAGCAGAAGCACAACCCUCUUGCUGGUCGCAAGGUGAACCGUGAGGGCAACGUUGUUGACGCUGAUGGUAACAUCAUCGGUAAGCUUACCAGUGGUGAGCUCCUUGACUGCGCCGGCAAGGAGAUUGAUGAAGAUGGUGAUGUCUUCAACCAGAAGGGGAGCGUCAUUGGUCACGUUUCUCUUCUCGAGGAUAUCCCCAAGGAGGAAGGGCCCGAGCCUGAGGGUGAGACCGAGGAGGAGCGCAUCAAACGCGAGCAGGCCGAGGCCGAUGAGAAGAAGCAGGCUGAGGAGGCGGAGAAGAACAAGAAGCUUGCCCAGUCGCUCGCUUACCAGAUCGAGCAGACUCUGGAGCGACUCCGACCUAUCUGCAGGUCCAUCAAGGACAAGAUUAGCGCCGCCGAGGCUCAGAAGCCUGCGGACCGUGACGAGGAGGAACUUGUCCGACAGGUCAAGCCUCUGAUCGAGGAAGGUGGUAAGAUCUUGACUGAGACCAACGGUAUCAUCCGGGGUCUUGACCCUGAUGGCCGUAUCUCCCGCAACGCCAGGCAGAAGACUGCUGCUGGUGAAGCUACUCCUGAGGAAGCUCACCUUGCCAACCUUCUCAAGGAGCUCUCCACUGAGAUCCAAACCACCAUUGAGGAGGGUAAGCGCAAGCUCGAAGGUAUGCCCCAUGCUAAGAAGGAGAUUAACCCUCUCUGGGCUCUUCUCGCAGAGCCUCUCUUCCAGAUCGUCGCCGCUGUUGGUCUCCUGCUCAGCGGUGUGCUUGGUCUUGUUGGCAAGCUUCUCGGUCCCAUCCUGAGCCCUCUGCUGAACGGUCUUGGUCUUGGUGGCCUCCUUGAUGGUUUACUCGGAGGUCUUGGUCUCAAGAAGAUCCUCAGUGGCCUUGGCCUUGGUGUUGUUGUCGGCACCGUCACUGGCAAGAAAUAA
Molecule: messenger RNA, 2928 nt
Organism: Fusarium oxysporum Fo47
Lineage: Eukaryota; Fungi; Ascomycota; Sordariomycetes; Hypocreales; Nectriaceae
Product: DUF3659 domain-containing protein
Exons: 5
Coding region: 1-2928 (975 amino acids)
Source: RefSeq, a predicted model, not a curated record